Chelonia mydas (Green sea turtle) is the source of this 848-nucleotide messenger RNA. Its product is annotated as T cell receptor beta chain MC.7.G5. NCBI's taxonomy places the organism in Eukaryota, Metazoa, Chordata, Testudines, Cheloniidae. Bases 1 to 561 code for a protein of 186 amino acids. The transcript is spliced from 6 exons. The record is from RefSeq and is a predicted model, not a curated record.
AUGGCGGCUUUGCUGUAUAAUGGUGUGAACUCUGAAAGACAAUACUUCGGCGAUGGCACCAAACUCACUGUCCUAGAGGGUGAGCUCACUAUCACCUCCCCCGAAGUGGCCAUCUUUCCCCCAUCAAAGCAGGAGAUCAAAGAGAAGGGGAAGGCCACUCUGGUGUGCCUGGCCACAAAGUUCUACCCCGACCACAUCAAGCUGGUCUGGCAGGUGAAUGAUGCUGAGAGGGAAGACGGGGUGAGGACAGAUGAGUUUUCCACUUGGCAUGAAAAAUCAAAAUCAUACUCCCUGACCAGCCGCCUGAGGAUCUCAACCAAAGAGUGGUUCAACUCCAAGAACAGUUUCCGGUGUGCUGUGAAGUUCCACCUGGAUGAGAUCCAGUAUAAAGUGAUCAGAGGUGGAGAUGGAUGUGGCAUCACUGAAGACUCCUACAUGCGAUCUGGCAACUCUACAAAGCUCACCUACCUGAUGCUCUUGUGGAAAGCCAUGCUCUAUGCCUUGCUGGCGAGUGCUCUGGUGUGGAGAGUCAAGGCUGGUGACAAGCUGAGCAGAGAAUAAAUUGGGACUCGUCUCCAGCACCUCAGGAGGAACACAGCAAAAUUUAUCUACUGCCCCGAAUCCUCCAGGGAGAAGGAUUUUGCUUCUGCCUGCACCCUGCCUAUAUUCCAUUCCUUGGAGGGGUUUGAUGGGUCGAGUAGUUCCUCUCUAUCCAUCUCUCUCAGUAGUCACUGAUGGCUCCCCCUACCCCCAGAGCUUUAAAAGCUAGAUAGCUACUCAUGGUGAGAGACUGAGGUGGCUGCCCUCUGAAGCCGUAAUAAAGUCUUGGUUUCUUUUCAUUUGAAAAA